UCUCCUCAGAAGCUCCGCCGCCUUCUUCCUCUCCAAAACGUUUCAUCUAUCAUUUCUUCUUCAUUCUUUUUCGUUAUUUUUCCUUUCUCCUACACGAUCGUAGAUGGACUUCCAAAAUUACUCAUGGACGGUUUGCUCUAUGGUUGUGCAGGUGUCGUCUCUUUUGCUGUUGUACUUUCGUAUCUCUACGUGCAAGACGGGAAGAAGACAAUUUUAGUGCUCUUAUAUUCUCGAAUGUGAAGCUUCCCUUUCGCAUCGGAUUGACGACUAUUCCAGUCGUAUCUCGUUGGGAAUUCUGUGUCCCUAUGACAACAGGGGUCAAUGAUUCCGACUCAGUGGACUCUACUUUGAUCCAAUCCAUGGGGAGGAAGAGAUGAUCUGAAAGAAAGUUUCAACUCCAGAUCUUCAAGCUAAAGUAGUAGAGUUGUUGCAGUUAAGCAAUUGGAUAGAAAUGGGCUUCAAGGUACGGCUGUUAUUGCUCAUUUAAUACUCCUUUGUUGGGUUUACGUUAGAAUACUAUUCUGAUUUUCUACCUGAUAAAGAACCAUUAGAUUGGAAUACAAGAAUAAAGAUAGCAGCAGGUGUGGCCAAAGGUUUGGAGUAAGGCAAAUCCUCCUGCCAUUUAUAGGGAUUUCAAGUCAUCUAACAGAUUACUGAUGAAGGGUUUGUUCCAAAGCUUUCAGACUUUGGGCUGGCAAAACUUGUCUUACUGGAGACAAGUCGCAGUCUCCACAAGGGUCAUGGGAACUUAUGGUUAUUGUGCUCCUGAGUAUGCUAUGACUGGACAAUUGACGGUGAAAUCUGAUGUCUACAGUUUUGGGGUUGUCUUCCUGAAACUUAUCACUGGACAGCUGAGACUUGGGAGUGUGUUUCAUGAGGAAGAAUUACUUGGAUCAGUCAUGUGGUUGGUGUUUGUUGAAGGGAAAUUGCAGAUGAAGAUUGCUCACAUUCAUGAGAAGAUUAAUAGCUUUACUCAACUGGAACACAUGGAUAAGUGGGAGAAGGAGAAUCAAGGACUACGGUUGCUUGGUGCAUCAAAUGAGCAGGCUAAUGCUGUUUUUCACAAUGCUAGAUAUCUACUUCAGAAUGUUCCUGGUCAGUCUUGGAGGUACAGCUGAUAUCAAUAUCGAAUGAUGUAUUCUGACUUGUGGAAUUGACGAAUCCAUAAAGGAUGAAAGUUUUACAAAUUAGUUUUUGUCAUCUUCUGUUUUGGGAUUUGAAUCUAGAGUUGAAAAAUGUUACAUUAGGUUUUAGACAGUAGAAUCUAGAAUCAUGUCUGUCUUUGUUGUUGUAAACUACUACAGUGGUAAAAAAAUUAUUGUGGGUUAUCUUUUUUGACAAAAAAUUUCUGCAGUAAGAUAUUUUGUUGUGUAUUAUUAACCUUUUAA
Coffea arabica (coffee) is the source of this 1388-nucleotide messenger RNA. The record is from RefSeq and is a predicted model, not a curated record. NCBI's taxonomy places the organism in Eukaryota, Viridiplantae, Streptophyta, Magnoliopsida, Gentianales, Rubiaceae.